Molecule: messenger RNA, 2176 nt
Organism: Cucurbita moschata (crookneck pumpkin)
Lineage: Eukaryota; Viridiplantae; Streptophyta; Magnoliopsida; Cucurbitales; Cucurbitaceae
Product: uclacyanin 1-like
Exons: 3
Coding region: 171-839 (222 amino acids)
Cellular component (GO): plasma membrane
Molecular function (GO): electron transfer activity
Source: RefSeq, a predicted model, not a curated record
UGUAUGUAAUGCAUGAAAUUCAAUUUACUCUCCGCUUCGCGUUCAAUUUGUCGCCCCUCCUUCUUCUUCUACCCGAUUUCUUCCAAUUUGCAGAACACACCGUCCCGUAAUCGAUACUUGGAGGCAGCACUGGACGGACUUGAGAAGCAAUUCAUGAGAUUUGGACCAAAAUGGAGGCACUGAGACUGGGCUGGGGAGUGAGGGUGAUAAUCGUGAUGGUAAUUACGGCGAUUUUCUUUCGCUGCGUCACAGCAACCAACCAUUCCGUUGGUGGAGCUUCCGGUUGGGAUCUGAAUUCCAACAUCCUGACUUGGUCUGCGGCCACCACGUUCCAAGUCGAUGACUAUCUCGUGUUUAACUAUUUGCCAGUUCACGACGUGCUGGAAGUGAACCGAACAGACUUUUCCAGUUGCCGCACCGUGAACCCAAUCAGCACUCACAGUGAUGGGAAGACAGUGAUCCGCCUGGACCAACCUGGCAGUCGGUAUUUCAUAUGCGGCCGGCUUCAGUACUGCCUCAUGGGUCUUAAGCUCCAAGUCCAAGUCCUCCAACGCUUGAGCGACGCCAACAAUUCAACGCCUAUUGGUGCUAACCAAUCUGAGCGCCUAAGUCCACGCCACCCUCCUCAUUCUUCUCCACCGUUUCCACAACACCCUCCUCCUCGUUCUCCUCCACCGUUAGAACUCCCACCAUUGCCCGACCGUCCGGAGGCGCCAUCACCCUGCAUUUGUUCCGGGGUGGGCGAGAUGAUGAUGGCAAGCGGGCCAAUGAACUGGUGUCUGGUGUUGCUCUUCAUUAUGCUUGCAACCCGUCCUUGCUUUCAUUCCUUGAUUCCAUAGGCACUGCUUCUCCUUCUCCACCAUGUUAGACCCAUUUCAGAUUUUUGUUUACCCAACCGACACUCCGAAUGCGUAGUUCCACGCAGGGUUUGUACUCCUCGGAAACUCCUGCUCUGUUCGCCGGUAUGUGAUGCAAUUCACGGCGAAUCCCCCCUUUUGCUUUGGUUAUUAACAGUGCUUACACAAAAAUAAGAGAUUCUUGGUUUGUCUGAGUAGGUUUCUUCUAAAUUUUGUGAAUGUUAAUAAUGAAAUCAAAUGUGCUUUGGUUUGGAGAUGGACGUGCAUUUUUCAGUUGCAGCUGAAAUGGCAAUGGAACAAAAUUGGGUUGUAAUUGUAUGUAGUUUUGAGAAACAUGCCUAGUUGUAGAACAAAGCAUACCAUUUUCAGUUCUUUACAAACCUAAACGAAUCCCUUCCCUUCCCCAUUCAACAACUAAUGGUAUUCAUUUGAAGUUCAAUGGAAAUGGCAACGAAAUUAUGUAUACACAUGAGAUGAUAUAAUAUCACACACAAGACAGGACAGGACAGGACAGGACAGGACAGGACAGGACAAGGAAGAUAAUUAAAGAGAAGCUUCAAACAAAAUGCACCUCCGAAAUAUACUUGGUUUUUUAAGCAUUAUUAACAUUUAACGGCUAAGUUUCUGAAACACUAAAAGCUACGUUGCAUUGCCUGCAAGAAACGCUGCUCCGAUUCUUGCCUCUGUAAGCGAAUGCUCUGGUUUACCAUUUCUAUGAAGGCCUCUGCCCGGCUCUUCAGCUCUUCCGAAGUCAACGAUACCUUUCUCCGGAACGACAGCGUUUGGUGGAACCUCUCCGACUUCCUAACCUCAUUCCGAGCCCACGCCACCGGGUCUUCCUCGUCUGCGGCGGAGUCAACGGCUGCUCUAAUUAAGCGUGCCGGUGGAGGGGAGUCCCAUGUCUGGCUCUUCUUCAGCUGCGGCGUCUGUUUCCCUUCCCUUUCCAUGAUUGCCUUCCACGUGGCGUCCAUCGAGUCACUGUCACCGCCGCCGCCACCGGCAUCUUCUUCCUCCUCCACCUUCUCGCCGGGAUAUGCACAUAACUUCCCCGAUGAUGGGUCACUGAAUUUUUCAGUGAAUAGAGUCGGGAAAUCCCAUUUCACCGGUUUCUCUUCUUCUUUUUGUUCUUCUACUUCUUUCCCCUGUUCGUCCUCGCUGGGGAUUCUAUCCCAGAUUUCUAUGGAGCCAGUGAUCGAAAAGUUCCGGUCUUCAUGCGUCCAUUUAUAGGGAGUGGAUGCAGCAACAUGAGUGUUUUCAUGAGAGAUGUAAUUAUUUUCGGAUGCGUCCUUUUGGCGACGGAAGAUGGAGGAGGCGGCGAC